Messenger RNA from Dermacentor silvarum, 611 nucleotides. RefSeq lists its product as uncharacterized. Lineage: Eukaryota; Metazoa; Arthropoda; Arachnida; Ixodida; Ixodidae. The record is from RefSeq and is a predicted model, not a curated record. The transcript has 6 exons. Bases 92 to 505 code for a protein of 137 amino acids.
AUUUGUCCCUGCAAAGAAAUUCAUAACGUCUCGUUGACUGCUUUCUGCACGUACUCGCUUCAAUUUCUUGUUGAACAUCACUGGAAGUAAGAUGCAAAAUAUAUUUGUCGUGUACCUCUGCCUUAGUAUUACUUUCCUGGCAUCAGGGGACGAAGUGGAGGAUGUGGCCGAGCUCAUCGAGGAGAGUGUUCGUGAGCAUGCUGGCAGCGACGAGCUGGCGGAGAAGAUACUCGCGAAGGUGAAAGCUAUUCAAGAGUGCGCCGCCGAACAUCCGGAGGAUGGCUUAGAGCUGCUUAAGAAGCUGACGGUGCCCAUUACGAAAGAAGGUACGAAAUGCGCGGCCACAAAGUCCGACAUCGAAGACACCAUUGAAAGAGAAGAUGCUGUGAGACACUGCUUCAGAGAAGUAGCAAAACGAAUUAUGGAAUCUACACCACUUACUGAGAAAGAAACUGCGGCUCACCGUGCGAUCAGGGACUGCGUUCGCCCCAAAUGGAAACAAUGAAAACUCCAGACAACAGCCCCUAGCGGGAAUUUGAACGCAGACAUAAACCGUAGAACCACUUGACGAAAAGAAGCUCCUGCUCUUAUUGUCCACCAAUUACAAUAAA